Messenger RNA from Ectocarpus sp. CCAP 1310/34, 1398 nucleotides. The record is from the annotation of a GenBank genome assembly. NCBI's taxonomy places the organism in Eukaryota, Phaeophyceae, Ectocarpales, Ectocarpaceae.
GCGGUGUUUCUAAGGGCGGUGGGACGGAUGGGUUGUCGACGGGAGGGGAUCAGUCGGCAAAUUAAGCGCUGUCAGUGAAACGGGAAGUGUUGACAGAGAGACCUCGGGAGGAAGGGAAAAAGAGGUCGGGUGGAGACGUUGAAGUUGGAGACUCACGUCAGACAAGGGAAGUGCUAUCUAAGAGUGUACAGCAGACAUCCGACGAUGCACAACGGACAGAGGCUGAGGUCUCUGGGGGAAAGGGUGGAAGGCCUGGGGGCAACUGGGGUUAUGAGGGUAUUGCGCACGCUGGGGGGGGGAAGGGUGUCGCAAAAGGGUGGAACGGCGGUGGGUGACUUGGAAAGAGGUAAUGAGGGAGACCAAGGGCCCGUGAAGGAUGGAGACAAUCACAAAAGAGGGGGGCUGGUGCCCAGGUGGAAGAGGAUGGUGAAGGGGGCAGUGCCUCGGACGAAGGUGGUGGAGGGGAUGGAGAGUCCCUUGGUGGGCAGCCAUCGGAUGGGGGGAAGGGUGAAGGAGGUCCCGGAUAUUGGGAUGACAAAAAGAAAUAUCGCGGGCAGAAGGGAAGAAAGCAAGGCCAAGGACCGGGAUCAAAACAGACUCGGGGGGGGCUGGGGGAUUUUCCAGAAGUAGGGGUGCCGAACACGCCCCCUUCGUCAGAUCAAACGAAUUUUAGCAUUGACACAAUGGGAAUGUUAAUGAAAAUGCAAAACAAGCGAGGAAUGCGUUAAACACUCAAAGGGAGGAAAUACGCAAGGCAAAUUCUCCAAGAGCAGUGAGGUGUCCGCUGGAUCCUCAAGCGGAGCACACUGUUGGUCGAAAUGGUGCCAAAAAGGGGUCGAUUAAUGGGGACGCUAGAAGGGAAAAAUGCGUUACCGUUAAUCGUGCUGGGGGCAAGCAGAACCAUGAAACUGUUGCAUUACCAGUGAUAGGAGAAGAGGGCGUGAUACGGGAUGCACCCGCCUCUGAAAAUUCUCUCAAGCGUGAGGUUGAGGUGAAGCGGUGGACUACCUGUCACCAUUUACUCGGUCGGUCGGUGGGGAUUUGACGAUGGAUCGACAUCGGCAUACGACUAGAGUGCAAGUGUUCGCGGGGUCAAGAGCGACCAAGAUAAUGUCGUGGGAGGCUCUGUUGGAUACGGGAAGUCCGGCAUCGUUUGUACAAAAAAGGUGGCGUUCAGGCGGUUGUGGCAGAGGGUGCCUCCGCACAUUCGAGACGUCCACUUUGACUUCAAUGCGAAACUGUGGGAGCCGGAGGACAUUGACAAUCUAGGGACGGGGCAGAACACGUGCGCGACCUGGAGAGGUUUUUCGAGGGCAUGGUCAAGUUCAACCUGAAACUGGCACCCAAGAAGACGAACCUGGGGGUGAAGGUGGUGACGUUCUUGGGACAUCAAGUCAC